Messenger RNA from Mobula hypostoma (lesser devil ray), 1554 nucleotides. Its product is annotated as E3 ubiquitin-protein ligase TRIM39-like. The record is from RefSeq and is a predicted model, not a curated record. The coding region runs from base 1 to 1428 and encodes 475 amino acids. Gene Ontology annotation, cellular component: cytoplasm. Gene Ontology annotation, molecular function: protein binding; ubiquitin protein ligase activity; zinc ion binding. Gene Ontology annotation, biological process: protein ubiquitination. The transcript is spliced from 6 exons. Lineage: Eukaryota; Metazoa; Chordata; Chondrichthyes; Myliobatiformes; Myliobatidae.
AUGGCGUCCGGAAAACUGCUCGCGGGACUAUGCCAGGAGCUUAUAUGUCCACUCUGUUCAGAGUUGUUCACCGAUCCGGUGUCUCUGGAGUGUGACCACUGCUUCUGUGGAUCUUGCAUCUCUCAGGUUUGGGAGAACGUCCAGGGAGACGUCUCCUGCCCCCAGUGUCAGCAGGUAUUCACCCAGAGGAAUACAAGAGCCUCCCGAACCUUGGGCAAUGUCGCAGAACAGCUCCGGCGUUUGAGCGUGAGGGCGAAGCAGCGGGAACUGGAACUGUUCUGCUCGGAACAUGACGAGAAGCUGAAACUGUUCUGCGAAGAGGAGCAGGAGUUGAUCUGUCCGGACUGCUGGAACGGACAGCACCGGACUCACAGCGUGAUCACUGUCAAGGCUGCAGCCGAGAAGUACAAGGGCAGAAUAGAAGCUGUUUUGGAUUUACUGAAAAUGAAAAUGGAGAACCUUACUAAAAGAAAAAUCAAAGAGGAAGCAAUGCUGGGAGAGUCAAAGGUGUGGGUGGAGAAAGUGACAGAUGAAAUCAGAGCAGAAUUCGAGAAGAUGCACAAUUUCCUGAAAGAGCAGGAAGAGAUCUUGAGACAUCAAAUAAAAGAAGAUGAGGAAAAAUUGUUGAAGAAACUGGAGGAGAAGGUGAAGGAAAUCGAGGAUGAAAUGUCAUCUACUGAGGUCAAAAUCUCAGAGAUACAAGUACACCUGGAGUCUAGUGAUGACAUCAACAUGAUGAAGGACAUUAAAGACAUUCUAUGCAGAUGCACUGUCAACCAAGUAAGAGUAGGUGAAGAGGAGCUGAGCGGAGAAACCUUCACUGAACCCUUCCAGUCUUUCAGAGUGUGGAAAGCCAUGAGGAGAAUAAUUGAACCAGUCCCAGAGCAUCUCACUCUGGACCCAGAGACUGCAAACAGCCAGCUCCUUCUGUCCCAGGACCUGCUUAGUGUGAGGCAAAGUGAGGAAGAGCAGGAAAAGGAGGAAGACGUGCUCGAUCCACCAGCCCGGUUCGAUGUCUACCUGUGCGUUUUGAGCUCGCAGGGAUUUACCUCUGGGCGACACUUCUGGGAGGUGAACGUUGGGCACAAAGUCCAGUGGGUAAUCGGUGUCUGCAGAGAGUCUGCCAACAGGAAGGGUGACAUUAUAACCGUUCCUUCACAUGGUUAUUGGGUCAUAGGGCUAUUUGGCGAAAAUGACUACAGAGCAUCUACCUGCCAAGACGCUGUCAUUCCAGUUGAUAGAAAACUUUGGAAGCUGGGGGUUUACUUAGACUAUGAAGGGGGUCGAGUGUCCUUUUACGAUGCUGACAAGAUGUCUCACCUGUACACUUUCACUGACACCUUCGAUGAGAAACUUUACCCCAUCUUCAACCCCUGCAAUAACCUGACUGGCCGAAACUAUGAACCGCUAAUAUUGUGCAGUCAUUGACAGUACUCAGUCAUCAUGUACAACACUGUGCAUGAAAGGAAGACGGUGAAUGUUCCACCCCUUCUUUAAAUUACAGUUCAGCAUUUAGUCCCAUGAUCUACAGCGGAUCAGGUUCCUACAGCAGAG